Molecule: messenger RNA, 3826 nt
Organism: Carica papaya (papaya)
Lineage: Eukaryota; Viridiplantae; Streptophyta; Magnoliopsida; Brassicales; Caricaceae
Source: RefSeq, a predicted model, not a curated record
UUAUUGCCCGCGUUUCAGUUCCAGUUCGGUGCCAAAGCCAAGGAACACCGAAACGAUCCCCUGCUUCCUGUCUGUCCGGUUGCUGUAGCAGAGCCAGCAGAGGGUAGAGAGAGAAGGAAAUGAAAUGGAAAGUGCGAGUAGUAGCAGUAGCAACACAGACAUGGAGAUUCACGUCCGUACACUUACGGGUGAAUCCACCGCCAUUCGCAUUUCCCCCAACAAAACUAUUCACGAACUUAAGCUUCUCUUGAAGCUCUCUUUCCCUCCCGCCUCCUCCUCCCCCAGUUUCCACCUCUUUUUCAAGGGUGCUAAAUUGGACUUGCGGAGUACGAUAAGUUGUCUCUCAAUUGAGGAUGGUGAAUUCUUUGUUAUGGUUCCAUUCACUAAGAAAGAACGUCCUGAGACCCAGAAACCUAAUUUCACAGAGAGACCCCAGAACUUACGCAAACAAACCUCAAUCUCAAGCUUUGCUGAUUCAGCAUAUUCUGAUAUGAUGCAAGAAUUUCAAUCUUUAACCGAGGAUGGCGGUAAGGAUAGUGAUAAGGGGGUUGAUAAGGAGAGAUCAUUUUCUCAUUCUGUAGAGAAGAAGCGCAAACGGGUUGAUGAUUGUGGCAAUCAAGUGGGAGGCCCAUAUGAGUUUUUGUGGAGUGUAUUCAUAUCUCCUGAGAAUGAUGCAUUUGGGGGCCAAAACUCUCAAAAGAUUGUUGAGGUUUUAGAAUCUGUUAGUUGUUUGUCAUCUCCGCAAUCUGGGCGAUGCCUGUUAAGAGAAGCAAAUAUGCAUUGUGGUGAUGGGGCACUGCAGAGAGACACUGGCAAUCCAUGCUCAUGUCCAGUAUGGUUGAAAAAAAUUAUGGAAGCAUUCACUUUCCUAAGCCUUUUUAAUGGGUUUCUUCAACUGGGGAGCAAAAAAAUCACCUUGUCUCGUUUGAAUGGAGUCCUGAACCAACUAGGAGAAUUUGGAGUUCAAGUUGGCAUUAAGGACGUAGAGCAUCUUGCGCUUAUUUGUCCUAAGGUUGUACGCUUUGCUAACAACGAUACAGCAAAUAUGGGCUUUUCUGAGGCCAUUGUUAUAAUUGAUUCUUCAGAAAAAGAGAAAGAUGAAGUUGAAGAGCAUUCUAGAAAGGGUCAAAAAGGCAUGUCAUUAACAAAGAUAUUUAGUGCAAUGAAGAAACGAGAAAGUUCAUUCAAGACUAAUUUAUGGGAGGCCGUUAAAUUAUUAACGAAAAGCAAAAAUGGGAGGACCAUAAUAUUUUGCUUGGAGGAUCUGCUCAAUUUUGUGAAGGAAGGUGGUACAGUCAUCAGAGGAAAUGAAGCUAAACGAGCAAGGGGUAGCAAGUUUUCUAGAUCGAGUUCUCGUUCAGUUCAAUACCGAUGUCAUCGGACAGAUGAACUGCAACCACUGGAGAUGAUAGAGCAUCUCAGGAAUGGCACUGGAUCCAAAGGACAGAUGGUGCAUGUUGAAGAUAUUGAUGCCAGAAAAGCUAUUUACAAAGAGAUGCCAGAGAGACUCUCAGAUAAGACAAAAUCCGUACUGAAAAAUGUUGGAAUUGAUAAAUUCUAUAUCCACCAGACAGAGUCAAUAAUGGCAUCCCUUGCUGGGAAGAAUGUUGUCGUUGCAACUAUGACGUCUAGUGGGAAAUCUCUUUGCUACAAUGUGCCAGUCCUGGAAGAAUUGUCGCAGAACUUGUCAUCAUGUGCUCUUUACUUGUUUCCAACAAAGGCCUUAGCUCAAGACCAACUAAGAGCUUUGCUAGCUAUGACGAAACAAUUUGAUUCAAGCAUAAAUAUUGGAGUAUAUGAUGGCGAUACUUCUUAUAGAGACAGGAUGUGGCUACGUGAUAAUGCUAGAGUGUUGAUCACAAAUCCAGAUAUGCUGCACAUGUCAAUCUUGCCUUUUCAUGGACAAUUUAGCCGAAUUUUAUCAAAUAUUAGGUACUUAGUGAUUGACGAAGCUCAUGCUUAUAAGGGAGCAUUUGGGUGCCAUACUGCUCUAAUCCUAAGAAGAUUUCGCCGACUCUGCUCUCAUGUUUAUGGUAGUGAUCCUUCUUUCAUCUUUUGCACUGCAACUUCUGCUAAUCCCCGUGAACAUUGCAUGGAACUUGCAAAUCUAUCAGAGCUUGAACUGAUUGAAAAUGAUGGAAGUCCUUCUUCACAAAAGCUUUUUGUUCUUUGGAACCCUUUUUCAUGUUUGAAAAGUGUGUGGGACGGAACUCAGAAUGACAUGGAUGCUAGUGAUACUGCUGCAUGUAGAAAUUCAAGUCCUAUUUCAGAAGUUUCAUACCUCUUUGCAGAAAUGGUUCAGCAUGGUCUUCGCUGCAUUGCUUUUUGUAGAUCGCGUAAACUCUGUGAGCUGGUGUUAUGUUAUGCGCGUGAGAUUCUUGAGAAGACAGCUCCUCACCUCGUGGACUCUAUAAGUGCAUACCGUGGUGGCUAUGUUGCUGAGGACCGGAGGAGAAUAGAGAGUGAUUUAUUUGGAGGAAAGCUUUGUGGUAUUGCUGCAACAAAUGCCCUUGAAUUGGGUAUUGAUGUUGGUCAUAUUGAUGUGACCUUGCAUUUAGGCUUUCCUGGUAGUAUUGCCAGCUUUUGGCAACAAGCUGGGAGGUCCGGUAGGCGAGAAAAGCCAUCUCUUGCCGUGUAUGUUGCAUUCGGAGGGCCACUCGAUCAAUAUUUUAUGAGAUGUCCUAGAAAACUUUUUAGCAGCCCAAUUGAAUGUUGUCAUAUUGAUGCUCAAAACCAACAGGUGGUUGAACAGCAUUUGGUCUGUGCUGCUCUUGAGCAUCCGCUGAGUUUGCAGUACGAUGAGAAAUAUUUUGGGCCUGGUUUAAACAGUGCCAUUAUGAAUCUUACAAAAAGGGGAUAUGUGAAUUGCGAUCCAUCACGCGAUUCUUCUGCUAGAAUAUGGAGUUACAUUGGACAAGAGAAAAUGCCUUCACACGCAGUUAGCAUUCGAGCAAUAGAAGCUGUGAGAUAUAAGGUAAUAGAUAUCCAUAAGGAUGACGUCCUUGAAGAGAUUGAGGAAAGCAAAGCUUUUUUCCAGGUUUAUGAAGGUGCUGUUUACAUGCAUCAAGGGAAGACUUACCUGGUCAAGGACUUGGACACAAAAGGAAAGAUUGCUUUGUGCCAAAGAGCUAACAUGGAAUAUUACACUAAGACUCGUGAUUACACAGAUAUUCAUGUCGUUGGUGGUAAUAUUGCUUAUCCAUUAAAGCUUUCAAAAAACCCACUCUCAAGAACAACAGCCCAAGCACAGACAUGCAACGUAACCACGACUUGGUUUGGCUUUCACCGUAUACGGAAAGGAAGCAAUGAGAUCUUUGAUACCAUUGAACUGUCACUGCCUAAAUAUUCAUAUGAAUCACAGGCAGUUUGGAUUCAAGUUUCACAAUCAAUCAAAACUGCAGUGGAGAAAAACUUUUCAUUCCGCUCCGGAUUGCAUGCAGCAUCUCAUGCUCUUCUCCAUGUAGUACCAUUAUAUAUAAGAUGCAAUUAUUCUGACUUGUCUCCAGAGUGCCCGAACCCUCACGAAACGCGGUUUUUUCCUGCAAGAAUUCUAUUGUAUGAUCAGCAUCCUGGAGGAACUGGCGUCUCAAUACAGAUUCAACCUUAUUUUACGGAGCUUUUAGAGGCUGCACUGGAACUUCUCACAUCUUGCCAUUGCUCGGGGGAAACAGGUUGCCCAAAUUGUGUUCAGAGUCUGGCUUGUCACGAGUAUAAUGAGCUCAUAGACAAGGAUGCAGCCAUUGUGAUUAUACAGGUUUUGCUUUCAAAAUCAUACAUUUAAAUAGUUGACUGUGUUUUCAUUUUAAAACAAAAAGUCUCAGCAGGG